This is a messenger RNA of Phytophthora sojae, 822 nucleotides long. RefSeq lists its product as hypothetical. The record is from RefSeq and is a predicted model, not a curated record. Lineage: Eukaryota; Oomycota; Peronosporomycetes; Peronosporales; Peronosporaceae. The transcript has a single exon. Bases 1 to 822 code for a protein of 273 amino acids.
AUGUCUGACACAACUCAAUUAACAUACGCUUAUCUACUCCAGUCGGCUCUCAAGACCGAAUCGGCUAUCGAUGUCAGCAAGGGCAAGACCAUCUCGGUUGUCUAUGAUGGCAACCAGGGUUCUUACAACUCUGGCUUGAUUAAGAUUGAUGCUACUUCUCAGCUUACCGGAUCGCGUGGAUUUGCUAGCCUCAAGAAGGCGUAUCUCACCCUACCGUAUGUGAUUACCGCCAAAUCGACUGGCACGGCGGAUCUAAAUGCGAAGACUAUUCCUCGAUUUGCAUGUGCGCUCAAAUGCAACGUUGCCAACGUUAUUGACUCGCUGACGGUUGAACUUAACGGCAAAAAAGUAAUCACUGAAAUUGAGUACAAGGGCUUCUGGAACAAUCUCCGUGCUAUGACGGAACUUUCGCAGGACGAGGUAGCCAAGCAUGGUGCUGACAUGCAUCUAUAUCCGGAUACUUGGUCGAGCAUCAACGUCACCAAAGCUGUUUCUGGUACUGGAGAUGGCUAUAGCAACAAUCAAAUUGGUAUUGAAGCCAAGCUUGAUAACACUCUCUCGCAAACACAGGAGCCGUAUGCUCACAAUCCUGGAUUUUUCAAGCGCGCGCUGAAUACUCCUCCUCAAAUCGACUCGACGGAGGCAACCGGAUCUUUCUCUUGGGCUUCCAUGGGAACUACUGCUAGCAAGCAAAUUCUACAGGAGAAUGGUCGUGGUUGUUUUAGGGAGUCUGAUGCUACGUCGUAUGGAGUUGAUAAGGUCGUUGGUAAGUGGUUUCACAUGCUUAAGAUCAGCACUCGUCGAUUUGCAUCCGAUUUUUAA